AUGGCUUUGGAGCAUGGUCAGAGCUUUGCUGGCAGCAGGCGCGACGCGAACGCGUCCGGCGCCGAAGGAUCAACGGCUUGGCACAUUUUAUGCAAGAAAAUUAAUGACCCCUUUGAGAAGCCCUUCAUCGACUUAUUCAAACAUUGUCGGCAAAGAAAUCGAAGGUUGCGCAUCAACGCCCAAGACGCGCUCGGUAACACGCCGUUGCACGUGUUUGUGCAACGGAGCCCGACGAGUUCCACCCCGCAUACGAUCGACUUUUUGCUGAGUCACGGCGCUGAUUUGAAUUUGGCCAACGACGAGGGAUCGACACCUCUGCACAUCGUUUGCAAAUUACACGGGCGCGAUUUUCUAGAUGACGGAAGGAGGGAGGUGGGCUGCAAGUUGCUGGAAAACGACGCCAAUCCAAAUUUAGCAGAUAAGAAGGGAAUGACUCCUCUCCACUCUGCUCUCAUGAACCACAACGUGGAUUCGGAUUUGAUCGCAUUGAUGUUGAGAAAAGGCGUCGAUCCAAAUUUGGCCGACGAGCAGGGAAUGACUCCUCUCCACUUGGAUGUCAAAAUGAAAGACCAGAAUUUGAUCGAGUCGAUGUUGAUGAGAGGCGGCAAUCUGAAUUUAGCAAAUAAGAAGGGAAUGACUCCCUUCCACUUUGCUCUCGAGCAUAACAACGAAGCUUGGAUCAUAAUGCUGUUGAAAAAAGGCGGCGAUCCAAAUUCGGCCAACGAGGAGGGAAUGACUUUUCUGCACUUGGUUUGCUCGAGUCGCGAAUGCGACCUCGAGGCGGCGGAUACGCUGCUCGAGCUCGAGCGGAUAUUAUGCAACGACGAGCAUCGGCCGCUGCAGAUCGACGCUCGGGACAAGAAGGGCAGGACACCGCUGGAAUUGGCGGUGGCGAAUUUUUGGCCGCUGACGGUCGAAGCGAUCUUGGAGCGCAGCGUCGAUGUAUCCAACUUCGUUUUCCCCACCGAGAGCUGCUUCGGCGAGGGAGGGCCAUGGCUGAGCUUGGAAGUUCGGUUGAUGAGUAAAUUGAAGCUGGUCGCUAGCGCUAUGGCCAUCGUUGAAAGUUUAGAGAAAAGGGGAUACGAAUUUUACCGAAGCGACGCUCUGAGGAUCGUGAAAUUUUUCGCCGACAACGAGCUGUUCGAGAACGCGUAG
This is a messenger RNA of Trichogramma pretiosum, 1155 nucleotides long. RefSeq names its product ankyrin-1-like. Lineage: Eukaryota; Metazoa; Arthropoda; Insecta; Hymenoptera; Trichogrammatidae. Gene Ontology annotation, molecular function: protein binding. The record is from RefSeq and is a predicted model, not a curated record. Bases 1 to 1155 code for a protein of 384 amino acids. The transcript has a single exon.